AUGCGCCACGAGACCGAUUUCAUGUGUCUUCUUAAGAACAAGGGAGUGACGGUGGAAGACAUUACAAACCAGCUGUCUAAGGGAUGGGUGGAGACGCUACAGCAAGUCACCAACUCAAGGGACAAUCGGCCAAGGCCUACGGCGCUGAUUCUGGACCAUAUCGGCUCGUUAGAGUCUCUGCCGCAGGCACGAAAGAUCGUUGGUAAUGGAUGUAAGAUUCUGUUGUAUUGGGCAGGUAGUGCUGCGCGCCUUUACUCUUACCUUGCGCCCUCAUCGGAAGGGGGUUUCAGCGACUGGGAAUUGAUCGCCCACAAAUAUUUCUCCGAUGAGACCUUGCGUCAGGGAAGGAGCCUUGGUGAAAUAAUUGAGCAAGUCUCCAUUGCCAAAAACGGGGAGACAGUUACGCUUGUCCAAGCCACUGAUGGCAUCGUCUGUGCUUCAGCAAUGGCAUUGGAAGGUGAAACCCUUACUGCUUGCAACAAUUAUACUACCGUGUAUCCCGUUGGUGUUCAGAUCGGACCCAAGAAUUGGUCCCGAGACGCACUGAUCGAGGAUGAGAGAAUACGUGCUUAUCUUGACCGCCACGGCAAGGAAGAGGUCCUCGUCAUCUCGUUUGGGUCCAUGGUCUUCCCAACCAAUCAAGCUAAUUUUCAGGCUCUGAUAUCUACCUUGAACGAGAUGAAGCAUCCGUUUGUCUUGAUCAUUGGGGGAAUGCAUGCGAAGAAAUUCAUUAGUGAUGCCGACAUAGAAAAUAUUCAAAGCAGCGGGGUCGGUCUUGUGUGUAAUACGUGGGUCGAUCAACAGGCGGUCCUCCAGCAUCCGUCAGUAGGGUUUUUACUUGCUCACGGUGGAUGGAAUUCUAUGAUGGAAAGCUUUGUGCAGGGUAUUCCACUUGUGGGCUGGCCUCUGGCUCCGGGAGACAACGCUAUCAACGUGGCAUUGGCUUCAACAAGGGAUAGGCCUACUGCGUUUGAGCUCAUGCAGAUUAGGACAGGUAGUGCUAAAGCCAAAGCCAGACGAGGAGGUCCAGAUAUCCUUGGUAGCGAAGACGCUGUAAGACACGACUUUGAGGAAGUCUUCCGGAAGACGAAAGGAGCUGAAGGCAAGCAAAUUCGUUUGAAUACACAGCAACUUUCCACUGAACUUAAGAGGGAGAGAAGAGAAGCUGCUCGACAAGUUAUCACAACUUUGGCAUUACUUUGA
Messenger RNA from Colletotrichum truncatum, 1203 nucleotides. The record is from RefSeq and is a predicted model, not a curated record. NCBI's taxonomy places the organism in Eukaryota, Fungi, Ascomycota, Sordariomycetes, Glomerellales, Glomerellaceae.